GAACGGAACCAACGUUGAAUGGGAUAUCUUUAAAUAUGCAACCUGGAGAAUUAUUACUUGUUGUCGGUCACGUUGGAUCAGGAAAGACGUCUUUAUUAAUGUCCUUGUUGGGAGAGAUUCCAAUUACUUCUGGUGAAGUGUCUGUAAAAGGAAAGAUCUCGUAUGCUUCUCAAGAAGCUUGGGUAUUCAACGCAACUGUCAAGGAAAAUAUCUUGUUCGGAGAAGAAUAUCACGAAGACAAAUAUAGAAAAAUCUUGCAUAUCACUGCUUUAGAAAAGGAUAUUAGAUUAUUUCCGAAAGGAGAUCAGACGAUUGUAGGAGAACGAGGUGUCAUGAUGAGCGGUGGGCAAAAGGCAAGAAUUAAUUUAGCAAGGAAUAAGCCAGAUGCACUGUAA
Centruroides sculpturatus (bark scorpion) is the source of this 395-nucleotide messenger RNA. RefSeq names its product ABC transporter C family member 10-like. NCBI's taxonomy places the organism in Eukaryota, Metazoa, Arthropoda, Arachnida, Scorpiones, Buthidae. Bases 36 to 395 code for a protein of 119 amino acids. Gene Ontology annotation, cellular component: membrane. The transcript has 4 exons. Gene Ontology annotation, molecular function: ATP hydrolysis activity; ATP binding; ATPase-coupled transmembrane transporter activity. Gene Ontology annotation, biological process: transmembrane transport. The record is from RefSeq and is a predicted model, not a curated record.